This is a messenger RNA of Sphaeramia orbicularis (orbiculate cardinalfish), 4722 nucleotides long. RefSeq names its product matrix metalloproteinase-17-like. Gene Ontology annotation, molecular function: zinc ion binding; metalloendopeptidase activity. The record is from RefSeq and is a predicted model, not a curated record. NCBI's taxonomy places the organism in Eukaryota, Metazoa, Chordata, Actinopteri, Kurtiformes, Apogonidae. The coding region runs from base 283 to 2112 and encodes 609 amino acids. Gene Ontology annotation, cellular component: extracellular matrix. Gene Ontology annotation, biological process: extracellular matrix organization; proteolysis; collagen catabolic process. The transcript is spliced from 10 exons.
CAGAAGCGGAGCUCACGUUUUGUUUGCUGCGGGGAUUUUUACCUCAGAUGGACUUGAUAGAGGAAAAGAUCACAUAGUCCGGCUUCUGUAGUUGAAGUGCUGUUUGAAGAAAACAAACUUGCACGCCUUAAUGUGUUUUAUGUGGUUGCGCUCAACAGUGAGGUAGUUUUUUUAUUCUGGCACAUUUUUUUUUUUUUUUUUUAAACCAGCGUGAGAUUUAUCCCGUAGAUGCGGCUGUCGGGGUCGGUUUCUAAGCCCUGCAGGAUCAGCCUGUCAUAGGGCAUGAUAAUGAUGAUGAUGAUGAUGAUGAUGAUGAUUUCUCCGGUUCUUCUUAAGUGCAUGAGGAAUAUUUGUUCGGAGAUGCUGCUGCUCCUGCUGCUGGUGCCAAUAUUGUGCGUUUUACCUCAGACUGGAGCGGCUCCUUCUCAGUCAACAGAGCAGCUGGACAUGGGGGUGGACUGGCUGAGUAAGUUCGGUUAUCUCCCUCCCCCUGACCCAGUGACAGGUCAGCUUCAGACUAAGGAGGCCCUGACGAAGGCCAUCAAAGCCAUGCAGAAGUUUGGAGGGCUGAAGGAGACCGGGGUCUUAGAUCAAGCCACUCUUGGUCUAAUGAAAACACCCAGAUGUUCCCUGCCAGAUGUUUCGGAGGUUGAGGCGACAGCGGCCCGUAGGAAAAGGAGUCCGGUCCCUCAGAACAAAUGGAAGAAGAGGCAUCUAUCUUGGAGAGUGAGGACUUUCCCCAAGGAUUCGGCCUUAUUGGGGAGGGACACUGUUCGAGCCCUGAUGUACUACGCCUUAAAGGUCUGGAGUGACAUCGCACCUCUUAACUUCCACGAGGUGGCCGGCAGUGAUGCAGACAUUCAGAUCGACUUCACCAAAGCCGACCACAAUGAUGGAUAUCCAUUUGACGGGCCAGGGGGCACUGUGGCUCAUGCAUUUUUCCCAGGGGAGAGGUUCACAGCUGGAGAUACGCACUUUGAUGACGACGAAGCCUGGACCUUCAGAUCACCAGACUCUCAUGGGAUGGAUCUGUUUGCGGUCGCCGUCCACGAGUUUGGUCACGCCAUCGGCCUGGUCCAUACCUCAGCCAUAGAGUCCAUCAUGAGACCAUACUACCAGGGUCCUGUGGGAGACCCCCUGAAAUAUGACCUGCCCUAUGAGGACAAAGUCCGCGUCUGGCAGCUCUAUGGGGUCAGAGACUCGGUGUCCCACACACAUCAGCCUGGAAACCCCUCCCAAACAGCUGAACCUCCUGUCCUUCUGGACCUUCCUGAAAACAGAUCCACUGUCCUGCUGGCGCGAGAUGCCCCAGACAGAUGCACCAGUCACUUUGAUGCAGUGGCCCAGAUACGAGGGGAGGCCUUCUUUUUCAAAGGGAAGUACUUCUGGCGACUCACUCGAGAGAAGCACCUGGUGUCCCUGCGUCCGGCUCAGAUCCACCGCUUCUGGAGAGGCCUCCCAAACAAUUUGGACAGUGUGGACGCAGUGUACGAGAGGCCUGGGGAUCAUAAAAUAGUCUUUUUCAAAGGUCUCAAGUACUGGGUAUUCAAAGACAAUAUCGUAGAGGAAGGUUACCCCCGUCCAAUCAGUGACUUCGGUCUACCCUCGGAGGGUGUGGAUGCGGCUUUCGUUUGGCUACACAACGACAAAACCUACUUCUUCAAGGACAACCACUACUGGCGCUAUGAUGACCAUCUGAGGCGAAUGGACCUGGGUUACCCUAAAGACAGCACGCUUUGGAAGGGGCUGCCACCGCAACUCGACGACGCCAUGAGGUGGUCUGAUGGCUCAUCCUAUUUCUUCAAGGGGAAGGAAUACUGGCGAGUGCCGGGCAGCGACAUGGAGGUGGAGGCGGGUUACCCCCGGCUCAUCGCUAAGGACUGGCUCCUGUGCACUGAGAUGCAGUCGGACUCUCCAGACACGGAGCCCAAAAGCACAGAGACCAGAGUCAACGUGCACCAUCACCCAGACCACGCAGAGAAUGGAUACGAGGUGUGCUCCUGCACCUCGGACACCGCCUCACCUUUAGGUGUCCGUCUCUCCCCAUCUCCCGUCUGGCUGCUGCCACCUCUCUGGACGCUAUCGCUGGCCCUCCGCUCUGAACUGCUAUGAUGCCAAAGCACUGGACAAAGCCGUCGAGCUGACUGGUGGAGGCCUGCGGACAUUCAGUCAAAGCAAAAACUAGAACCAUUUUGUUCAUGGUUGUUGUUUUUUUUUUGUAUCUUUUGCUCCUAUUUUGCUCUUAUUUAUUCCACAUGCCAUUUAAUGAUGGGUUGCUGGGUGCAGGGGAUGGGGAUUUAAGUACUUUUUCUAAAAGAAGAUACUCACAUAGAGAUGCACUUCAGGAGUACCAACAGUGAUUAUUUCUUUUCAUGUGCAGCACCUUUAUAGCAGCAUUGACUGCCACAUGUGCACUACAAUAGAAAAGUAAAAGGCAUCAAAGUUGUUUUUUUAUGUAAUAAAGUUCAAAGAUAUUCUACUAAGAUUGUGGCUCCUAAACAUCACAGUAAAGUUAAAGAGAAGUUGUCUGUGCUUUUCAGAAAGCUGAAAGUGACCCAUCUGUUGUGUGUUUGGUUCAAUAAUAGACCAUGGGGACAUUUUGUCAAUAAAAAGUAAUGGCAAAAACAGCUAAACCAGUUUGUUACUUCAGGCAAAUUACAUUCAAAUUAAAGGAGAUUUAAUUAAUCAUUCAGGCAAUUCAAUCCAACUUGGCGUGACCUGUUGUAAUGGCUAAAAGACACAGGUGUACCUGGUGGCUCCUCUACCGAAUUUAACAAUCACCAUUUUAAAGUUCACAUCUUUGGUGUGUCUCUGAGUGCAGGAUCAAGGGGAAACAAAUUUUUAGACAUGGUGCUGUUGAAAUUUUUAUGUUAUUUUAAAGCCCCCUGAAUGUGCUAGUGGAGUGCUAUUUGCGUUUGCAUAUGUAUGCAUUUCCCAAAACAUAGGAAUCUAGAGCUUGUCCCGAAAAGGUGAUUGUUCUACUCUACCUAUGGCUUAGCGACUCAUGACAGCCCUGUGACAACCUGAAAUGUAAUUGCUGGCCCUUGUCAUAAAUAAGUAUUUAAAACAUGAAAAGUUAUUUGUGUAGGAUUUAGAUGUGCUUACAUAUUGAAAUUGUGUUUUGACAUCUGUGUUAUUUGUAAGUUAACUUGCACUGAAAAACUUGAGUGUGCAUAAACUGAGGGAUUCUUCAAGGUAAAAAAAAAAAAAAAAAACCACUUCAGUCUUCUACAGAGAAAUGAAUAAAUUUUAUCUGUCAUGAUCAUCACAAAAACCAACUCUUUGACAUAAACUUCACAUACAUGCAUGGGCAUAUGCAAAUCUUAAAAAUCUAACCUUUCAACAUUGCAGGUGAUUUCAUGAGAAAUAGUCACGAACACCACGAAUAACUGCAUUUCACCUCUAUUCACAAUAUGUUGUAUUGAUGAUCCAAACUAUCAUCAUUGGUGGUGGUGGUGGUGGGGGGGGGGUCGUAAACCAGAACACCCUCAUAACUACCCAAACCACCGACAGACACUACAGUCUCUCACCAAAUAAAGACUGAAGCUUAGUGUUCACAUAAUACUGUAUGGUAUCUUCAAGUUUUCUCUAUCAAACACAAUGUCUGUUGGUCAAAAUAACACUACUGUCUCACAAAUCUUCAUGUGCUGCACCAGUCAUUAAUUUACAUUUUUAGUCUGUUUUCUUUGCUCUAAUUUUAGACAGAAAACAGACACAGUAAAAACACAAAUUACCACUGUUUUCUAUACAGUUAGUGUUGCCAAUAGCUCCACUAAAGAUCCAUUUUGAAUAGUCCAAGACAAGGUCAGAACUGUCAGUUUAGUCUGAAUCAUGGAUCAGACAGUGAACUUAGUGAAGAUAACAUCAAAUAACUUUGUAUUACCAUCUGUGUCAGCAGUGCCUCCAUUUUGUCACAUUAUUCAACUCUAAAAGUUGUUUCUUAAUGGUCUUCAUCAUAGCCACAGACUGACACAGCUGAAAAAAUUCACUGCAUUUUUCUACUUCAUUCUAAAAUACUCAAAAAUUGCCUAAAAGUAUCGUUAAAGUAAAAGUACUAUAGGUCUGUUUAUUGGGUGCAGUCCUGGGUAAUAUGAAACUUAUUCAUAUAUGUGUGGUUAUGUUAUACUAGAGGAAGUUUAGUGUAUUUCCUGUCUAAAAAUGGGAGACCAGCCUUCCAAAAAAUAAAUAUAUAAAACAGUUGUGAUAAGCAGAAAUGCCUGGUCUGCUGCUCUUGCAGACGGUUUGCAAACCUCUUACUAUGAGAGCUCUGGGGAUGAGUCGGUGAACAGGCUCCGUCAGUAACUUUUUCCUGUCUGAAGCGUUUAACUGUACCCUGAAGUGACAAACUGCUGCUCAUAGACAUAUCUCAGUGUGUUUAUUUCAGCUUAGGUUCAAACGCAUUCCUUACUCUCUGUUUUGUUGUAUAUUCUCUAUCAAAAUCAGAUUAAAUGAUAAUCUUUUUUUUUUUUUUUUUUUUUUUUGCUUUUGCUAUAGACCUUGAAGCCUUUUGUGACUGUUGGAAAUUUUCCUGCAUUACUUUGGGAUCCCUGGAUUUAUUCUUACUGUAAAGAUAUAUUUACCUACAAUAUAAAUAUAGACUGAUAUAUUUGAGUUGAAAGGUUCUGCAGUUACUGCAAAAACAAGUGGACUGUGUAUAUUUUAUGCUGUGUUUUCUAAUGUAAAAUAUUUUUGUAGGAAAAAAUAAAAACCUGAAUGACUUUA